Molecule: messenger RNA, 1907 nt
Organism: Pelagomonas calceolata
Lineage: Eukaryota; Pelagophyceae; Pelagomonadales; Pelagomonadaceae
Source: the annotation of a GenBank genome assembly
GGCAGGGAGCGCUCUGGCUGCUUGCGAGCGCGCAAGCUCGACGUGCGGCGGCUUAAAAAAUAGCCCGCAGCGCCUGCGAGGCGCCGAGACCGACUACACUUAUAAUCUCGCCGCGCGCCGGAUUCCGUGCCUGCGCGAACAGAUCACAGCAGGUUCCCAGCCAAGCGUGUCUUUGCAGCCGCGCGGCGCGGGAGACCCGCCGCGCGCCCAAGAAACAAGCCAUCCACGGUAAGCGUGACGCGGCGCCAAGAAAUAUGGCCCUCGGUAAGGAGAACAACGCCGGCGACGCGAAGGUCUGGAGCGUCGAGGACGACCUCGUCGUCUACGACCACCUGAAGAGUUACAUGCCGGGACCGAAGCUCGCCAAGAGCCCGAAGGUCGCAGCGCUUGUAGCCAAGCUCUCGGCGUCUGCCGAGGAGAUCGUCGCGCGCUACGGCGAGCUCGUGGACAUCAGCGGUCCCGCGCGCCUCCGCCUCGACGAGGCCGUCAAAGCGAAGGCGCGCGCUCGCGAAGGCUUGGCGGUGCCCGCGAAGAAAGCGCCCCCGAAGGCCAAAAAGAGUGGCGGCGCCGCCAAGCCCGUGCAAGCAAAGAAGACGACGAGCGGCGCCGGCGCCAAGCCGAAGAAGAAGAAGGCGCGCGUCGCGACGCCGGCGCCGCCGCGGAGCGAGACCCCCCUGCUCGACAUGAUGCUCAACGGCCCGCCGGUCGGCUCGCAGGUCCUCGUGCGGUGGGAAGGCGCGCCCGGUCCCGAGCGGGACGGCUGCUGGCGGGCGGUCGUCUGCCAGGAGGACGGCAAGCUCUGGCUCGUGGGCGCCCAGUUCGACCCGACCUUCGGCGAGCCGAUGCCGUUCGACCCGGUGCAGGACUCGUGGCGGAUGGCGCCGAGCAACGUGGCGCCCCGCGCGACGCCGCGGCCGCGGCUGCCACCGCCGCCGCCACGGCCGACGCCCGCGCCCGCCGCGCGGCCGACGCCCGCCGUGCGGCCGACGCCGGCGCCCGCCCGCAAGCCGCGCGCGCGCUCCAUUCGCGAAUUGCAAAACGACAUUACCGCGCCGCUAUCGACAAGGGAGCGCGACGCCGUGGUCCGCGUCGUCGCGCAGCUCCGAGGCAAGAGCACAUCGCUUAGGAAGAUCCGCCGCGCGACCGAGGUCCUCCUGGACCGGUCGGAAGGCGCCCUCGACCACAAGAAGGCCGAGAUCAAGGCCGUGUUCCGCGAGGAGGUCGCGCGCCUGGAUCGCGAGGAGGCCGAGGAGUCGCGGAAGCGCCAGCGGCCGCCCGACGACGAUGUGGUCGUGACGGGCUCUGUCAACGCCAUCGAAGCGGUCGAUAAGCGCAUCGCCGACGCGGAGAAGGACGGCCGCGUCAUCGAGAUCGGCGACGAAUCCCCCAAGAAGGCCGCCGCGGACGACGACGACGCGUUCUGGGCCGCCGCGGCCGAGGCUACCGCGCGGGCCGAGCGCGAGGUCGGGCCGCCCGCGCCUCCGGCGCCCGCGCCCGCGCCCGCGCCGAUCCCGAUCGCGCCGCCGCCGCAGCUCUGGCCGCCGGUCCCGGUCGCGCCACCACCGCAGCUCUGGCCGCCGGUCCCGGUCGCGCCGCCGCCGCAGCUCUGGGCACCAGUCCCGGUCGCGCCGCCACUCGCGCCGCCGCCGGCCGGCCGAUCGUGCACGUGCGGGGUGCCGGCGGUACGCCGGACGGCACAGACGGACCGCAACUUCGGCCGCGUGUUCUACGCUUGCCGCUACGGCCGCGACGCGGGCUGUGGCUACUUCGACUGGGAGGACGGCGGCGGCGUAGGCGGCGUCGACAUGCGCCGCGUGCAGUUGCUCGCGACCCUGCACGCGCGCGGGGCGUUGUCGGACGUCGACUACGCGCAGGCGAUGGCGCUCGAGUUCCGGGCUCUGCGCUGA